GAGGAAGGCGAGGGGGAGGGGGCCCGGCGGACGGUCCCGCUGCGGCCGCGGCGCCCGAGCCUCCCCGUCGGGACUCCGGUGGCGAGGGGCGGAGGAGGCGGCGGCCGGAGCCGGAGCGGGGGGCGCUCGCCGCUGCCCCGGGGCCGGGACAUGUCGUCGGCGGCGGUGGCGGCUGCUUCCCGCAGGCAGUCGUGCUACCUGUGCGACCUGCCCCGCAUGCCCUGGGCCAUGAUCUGGGACUUCACCGAGCCCGUCUGCCGGGGCUGCGUCAACUACGAGGGCGCCGACCGCGUGGAGUUCGUCAUCGACACGGCGCGGCAGCUGAAGCGGGCGCACGGCUGCUUCCCCGAGGGCCGGGCCCCGCCGCCGCCCCACGCCAAGCAGCCGCCGCUCUCCGCCAAGGAGCUCCUGGCGCAGCAGCAGCAGCUCGGCCACCCGGCGGCGGCGGCGGCGGAGGCGGCGGCGCGGCCCCCGCCGCAGCCCCUGGAGCGCUACUCGCUGGCGGCCGAGCGGCCGCCGCCCCGCCUGGGCGCCGAGUACGGCGGCGGACGGCAGGUCAACGGCAUCCUGGUGCCCAACGGCUUCCCCAAGCCCGAGGAGCCGCCCGAGCUCAACCGGCAGAGCCCCAACCCGCGGCGGACGCACGCCGUGCCGCCCACCCUGGUGCCGCUGGUGAACGGCGCCGGGCUUCCCGCCGCCAUCGGCGGCCUGGGCAGCCGCGCCGCCGCCGCCGCCGCCUCGCUGGCCGCCAUCUCCGCCACGCCCGCCCCGAUGGCCGUGCCCGUCCCCCAGCAGCCGGCGGCGGCGGCGCAGGCGGCGGGGCAGGCGGCGGGGCAGCCCGGCGAGCUGGGGCACAAGCGCCCCGGCUCCGUCUCCUCCUCCUCCUCCUCCUCGGGCGGCGGCGGCGCGGCGGGGGAGCACGACGGCGGCGCCAAGGAGAAGCGGGGCUCGGCCGAGAGCCUGCCGGCGGCGGCGGCGGCGGAGCUGGCCGCCGAGGGCAAGGGCCGGCCGGGCGGCGAGCAGGAGUGGCUGGCCAAGCCCAAGACGGUGCGGGACACGUUGCUGGCCCUGCACCAGCACGGGGGCCACGCCGUGCCCCCCUUCGACAGCAAGUUCAAGAAGGAGCCGGGCAUGGCGGGCGGCAGGCUGCUGGGCUACGAGACCAACGGCGCCGUGGCCAAGCCAGGGGCCCGGGCCGCCCGGAAGAGGAAGCCUUCCCCCGAGCCGGAGGGCGAGGCGGGACCCCCGAAGAUCAACGGGGAGGCGCAGCCCUGGCUGCCCACCUCGUCGGAAGGGAUGAAGCUGCCGCUGACGGCCACCCCCUUCAUGUCGCCCCCGCCGUCCACCGCCUCGCCCCACUCCAACCGGACCACGCCGCCCGAGGCGGCCCAGAACGGCCAGUCCCCCAUGGCCGCCCUCAUUUUGGUGGCGGACAAUGCCGGGGGCAACCACGCCUCCAAAGACGCCAACCAGGUCCACUCCACCACGCGGAGGAACAGCAGCAGCCCCCCCUCGCCCUCCGCCAUGAACCAAAGAAGGCUGGGCCCCGGCAGGGAGGUGCCGGGCCAGGGGGCCAACGCGGCGGGCGGGCUGGAGCCCGUCCACCCCGCCAGCCUGCCGGACUCGUCCCUCGCCGCCAGCGUCCCGUUGUGUUGUACCCUCUGCCACGAGCGCCUGGAAGACACCCACUUCGUGCAGUGCCCCUCCGUCCCUUCCCACAAGUUCUGCUUCCCCUGCUCCCGGCAGAGCAUCAAGCAGCAGGGAGCCAGCGGGGAGGUGUAUUGUCCCAGCGGGGAGAAGUGUCCCCUGGUGGGCUCCAACGUCCCCUGGGCCUUCAUGCAGGGGGAGAUCGCCACCAUCCUGGCCGGAGAUGUGAAAGUGAAAAAGGAGAGGGACUCGUGACUUGCCUGCUCUCGCCGCCCGACGUCACCUUGAACUCGAACUGCUCGAAUUCUGUAUAUAUCUAUAAAUAUAUAUAUAUAAAUAUAUAUAUAUCUCCAAGACAAGGGAAAUGUAGACUUCAUAAACAUGGCUGUAUAAUUUUGAUUUUUUUGAAUACAUUGUGUUUCUAUAUUUUUUGAAGACAAAAGGUAUGUACUUAUUAUAAA
This is a messenger RNA of Phalacrocorax carbo (great cormorant), 2108 nucleotides long. Lineage: Eukaryota; Metazoa; Chordata; Aves; Suliformes; Phalacrocoracidae. The record is from RefSeq and is a predicted model, not a curated record.